AUGGGCACUGGACGAUGCCCCGGGGCUAUCCUGAUCUUCAUUUGGGGGAGGAUAUCUGCAGUCCAAUUUUCGCUUCCUGCACAGAGUACAUUUUGGGAUGCUCUCAUCACACUGACCGUUGUGUCAGAAUAUGAGUCUUUCUUCGCUGGUGGCUUACUGGCAUCCGGAAAGGCCGCUUGA
Messenger RNA from Penicillium crustosum, 180 nucleotides. RefSeq lists its product as uncharacterized. NCBI's taxonomy places the organism in Eukaryota, Fungi, Ascomycota, Eurotiomycetes, Eurotiales, Aspergillaceae. The record is from RefSeq and is a predicted model, not a curated record. The transcript has a single exon. The coding region runs from base 1 to 180 and encodes 59 amino acids.